UCACCUGCUUCUUUACACUAGAUUGAUGUUGGGAUGUCUGGACGUGGAAAGAAAAACGUGAAACCUACAACUGCCUCGAAGACAACCAAGUCAGCGAAGGCUGGCCUGCAAUUCCCAGUGGGUCGUGUCCACCGGCUUCUCAAAAGAGGGAACUAUGCUGAGAGAAUAGGUGCUGGCGCUCCUGUUUACCUGGCGGCCGUGCUGGAAUAUCUGACUGCUGAGAUAUUGGAACUGUCAGGAAAUGCUGCCCGUGAAAACAAGAAAAGCAGGAUUGGGCCACGACACAUCCAGCUGGCCGUGAGGAAUGACGAAGAGCUGAACAAGCUGUUUGCUGGGGUGACCAUUGCUGAAGGAGGAGUUAUGCCCAACAUCCUCUCUGCUCUUGUUCCCAAGACCACAAAGGUGCCUAAGCAAGGACUAAAAGAUGGCCAGUCACAAGAAUUCUAGUAACAGCUCACCUGCUGAAAGUGUGCUGUUUCUAAGGCUGGAUUUCUCCACAACACUAGCACUUCAUGCACAUAGGACUCUUGGUUGUAAUCCAUAUAUUUAUAUGUAGACUGUAUGUAAAUAUGGAACCUCCUGAGGACUCCCUCCUGUGGUGUGUGGUUUUGUUUGUUUUUUAAACGUCUUUGAAAUAAAUAUUUAGUGCAUAGAGAAGCCCCCGAAACUUGUUUUCUGAAGUUGGCAGAUAGAGAAACUAUGACCUGACUCUUGAGAAGGAAGUUGCUGUCCCACCACUUCUUAAUUUAAGGAAACUUGGGGCCAAGAUUUUAAAAACUAAUAUUUGCGUGUGCAUGAAGUGAGACUAAUUUGAGUGGGCCUGAUUUUCAGAGUGGGGGUGCUGAGCACUUUCUGGUAAGUGGGGUCUACUUAUAGUAUCUGAUUGGGCACUCAAAAGUACUAGGCAGUUUAGGGAAACCUUAACUCAGGUUUCCUAUAGUGAUAAAGUAAGUGUGGAUUUCUCUCCUGUGCUGUAAGGGGUGGACUACCCUGGUUAAUUUUAAUGAUGGUCACCCAUGCAUUAUUUGUUCCUUGAGGUAGCUUCAGAAAGGCACUUAUAGGCCUAAACUCAGACUUAGGCAUGUAUGAGUAGUUCUAGGCUCCAUAGCAAUCCACAAAAUUCCUGCUGAACCCUGUAGGUGCCUAAACUUACUCAAUACUUAGGUUUAUGCCCCUGGGCAUAUGUGCUGCUCCCUCACUCUAGGCAGUCCAUAAAGGGGGAAGAUAGGUGUUGGGCUGUCUAAUGUGCCCAAGGGGUCCAAUCUGGUAGGAGGCCAGAGGAGGUGCAGCUGCUCCCAACUUUGUAACUCUUUAGUGCAGUGAUUAAAGCACUCAUGCAAUAGGGGAGACAGGAUUUAACAGGGGUGCCCUACUUCUCAGCUGUCUGUUCUAACCAGUGAGCUAUGGGCCACUUGGAUGUGGGGUGCCAUCAAGCUCUCGGAUUGAGCUUGUUCCUCUAUGGAUAAAUACGGUACUUAGUCACUGGGGCAGAGGGCCUGGACCCCAGUGCCACAGUUCAGGGCAACUGUAGCAUAUUAUCCCUCUGUGGUCCCUUGGCACCUAUUCUAGGCUUCUCCUCCAUCACCUCUCUUGUGCAUAAAUGCACAUCUCUCUUCCCCCCUCACUGUGUGUUUUCCAGGUUGCACAGUUCCUUGCCUACACUGUCAUAUCCUCAGCAAGCCAUACCAUCUAAAAGACCACCGUAGAUGGUUUGCUUUUUUCCCAGAGGUUAUGAAUAGUGUGU
This is a messenger RNA of Mauremys mutica (yellowpond turtle), 1744 nucleotides long. Its product is annotated as histone H2A-beta, sperm-like. Gene Ontology annotation, cellular component: nucleosome. The transcript has a single exon. The record is from RefSeq and is a predicted model, not a curated record. Gene Ontology annotation, molecular function: structural constituent of chromatin; protein heterodimerization activity; DNA binding. The coding region runs from base 34 to 447 and encodes 137 amino acids. Lineage: Eukaryota; Metazoa; Chordata; Testudines; Geoemydidae.